CCCGGCAAUGCUACACGGCCUACAGAAAGUCCACACAGCUGGGUCCCUGGUAGCCAUGGAGGCCGGGGGAGUCGAUAAGGGCCGGCAGGGGCUGUUAUCUUUUGCCUCUUGUAGAAAAGCCGACACGCGGGCGCUUCGUUCCGCUCGCUAGAUGCCUCGACUGCUCUGACAGCCCUCAGUCCGACACCCGCAACAAGGCGCGGGAUAGAGGCGGCAAUCAUGGACGCGACAAUGGACCGCGACGCGAAAGACGGCAGCCAAGCCCAUGCCGCGACCGACAGCCAAUCCCUGACCGCCGACCCGACGGCGGCCGACGUCCCGCGCGACGUCCCCAUCAACGCGUCGGGCCACGUGCAGGAGCUCGACCGCAACUUCAGCCUCGUCUCGCUCGCCGGCGUGGGCCUGGUGGUGGGCAACGUGUGGCCCGCCAUCGGCGGCUCGAUCCUGGUGGCCAUCUUCAACGGCGGGCCCCCAGGGGUGCUGUACGAGUUCGUCGCCGUGUCGGUCUGCUACUGGGCCGUGGCCGCCAGCAUCGCCGAGCUCUCGAGCGCCAUCCCGUCGUCGGCCGGCGUCUACCACUGGGCCUCGGUGACGCCCGGCCGCCGCUGGGGCCGCCCCGUUGGCUUCUUCGCCGGCUGGUGGAACUACCUCGCCUGGGUCCUCGGCGCCGCGAGCAUGGCGUCCAUCUUUGGCAACACCGUCGUGCAGAUGUACGCCCUCAACCAUGCCGGCUUCGAGGCCCAGCCCUGGCACGUCUUUGUGGCUUACCUGAUCGUCACGUGGCUCGCCGCCGCCCUCGUCUGCCUGGCCAACCGCGCCAUGCCGCGCGCCAACGACUUUGGCGUCGUCGCCAUCUUGGGCGGCUUCCUCAUCACGGUCAUCGUCGUGGCCGCGAUGCCCGGCCACGACGGCCGCCCGCCCCACGCGCCGUCGUCCUUCGUCUGGGGAGAGUGGACGGCCGACAUCGGGUACCCGGACGGGUUCGUAUUCGUGGCCGGCAUGCUCAACGGCGCCUACAGCGUGGGCGCCGUCGACGCUACCACGCACCUGGCCGAGGAGAUCCCCAACCCGAGGCGCAACGUGCCCAUCGCGCUCGGCCUCCAGAUGAGCAUCGGCUUCGUCACGGGGUUUUGCUACCUGGUGGCCAUCAUGUACGCCAUCAACGACUACGCCGCGCUGCUGCGGUCGCCCUACCCCAUCGCCGAGAUCUACCGCCAGGCCACCGACUCGGCCGCCGGCGCCACCGGCCUCCUCGCCCUGGUCCUGGUCUGCAUCACGCUAACGAUCCUGGGCCUGCACAUCACGUGCGGGCGCGCGCUCUGGGCCCUGGCCCGCGACGGCGCCACCCCGCGCGCCGCGGUCCUGCGCCGGGUGCACCGCGGGCUGGGCAUGCCCAUGUGGUCCACGCUCGUGUCGGCGGCCCUCGUGACGGUCCUCGGCGCGCUCUACGUCGGGAGCACGACGGCGUUCAACGCCUUCGUCGGGAGCUUCAUCCUGCUGUCCAGCAGCUCGUACGUGGCCGCCAUCCUGCCCAACCUGCUGGCGGGACGGAAGCGCAUCUCGUACGGGCCCUUCCACAUGCGCGGGUGGGUGGGGUUCGCCGUCAACGGCUGGGCGUGCGCGUACAUGAUGGUAUGGUUCGUCAUCUACAGCUUCCCCGCCUCGCUCCCGACGAGCGCGGCCAGCAUGAACUACGCUUGCUUGAUAUGGGGUGGCCUUACGGUGUUUGUUGGUAUGUGGUGGCUCUGGGGUGCGCGAAGGGGAUACGAAGGCCCGGUGACGACUGGAGGUAUAGAAACCGAAGCCGAGACUGUUGGGGUCUCGCAUCGCCAUGCAGCAUAAAAUGCAACAAUUCUGUCUUUUUUUAUCCUUUAUUUUCCGUCUGUUUUCUACAUUGUAUCCCUGUGUCCCUGCGCCCCGUGGUGGCAUACAAUAACAGCCCAUCCCGGCCGGCAACGAAGCAGCGGGAACCCUCAAGCCUUGGCCUCGUCGCCAAAGGCGUCCCUGCCGUCGGC
Gaeumannomyces tritici R3-111a-1 is the source of this 2015-nucleotide messenger RNA. RefSeq lists its product as hypothetical. The coding region runs from base 220 to 1842 and encodes 540 amino acids. The transcript has a single exon. Gene Ontology annotation, cellular component: membrane. Gene Ontology annotation, biological process: amino acid transport; transmembrane transport. NCBI's taxonomy places the organism in Eukaryota, Fungi, Ascomycota, Sordariomycetes, Magnaporthales, Magnaporthaceae. Gene Ontology annotation, molecular function: transmembrane transporter activity. The record is from RefSeq and is a predicted model, not a curated record.